AUAGUCAUAAAAGUAAUAAAUUUUGCCGUUGAAUUCAAAAGGCAACAUAGGCAGGGUUGAAUCCCUCGCAACCUUGUUACUCAAGACAUCCACUUGGUACUGCUUGUGCACCCUCACAUUCUUCAAGAAGGAUUACAAUUAACGUGAGUCUGCCAAAUUAUAAAUGUGAUGAGCAUAAAUGUCAAGUGAACAAACAUUAUUGGUUACAGAGUAUUUUUUUUUGUUUAAUCUCAAGGGUAAUCACUCGUUGAUUAAACCAGAGCGUAUUAUAUUAGACUCGAUUCAACUAAUCCGAAUUCAAUCGGGGUCAGGCUCAAAUUGCGGGGGCAAAAGCAUUUAUUAGGUCUCAAAACUCUUUAAAAACACUCAAAACAUCCCACAUUCCACACAUUCCAUCCUCCCAACAAAAUUUUAGUUUUAUUUUCUGACAACUGGAAAAAAAAAAAAAAAAAAAUGGCAGAAACUAUCAGCACUCAUCAUCAAACCAUCAAAAACCCAGAAAUUCAAUACAAUUCUUGGUUUUCCCCAGAAACAGGCAUUUACAGCAGUAAACAUCCCAAAAUUAAUCUCCCUAAAACCCCAUUUCUUGACAUUGUUACUCACAUUUUCUCUUACCAUAAAAAUGGCAUCAGCAACUCUGUUCUUGUUGAUUCUUCAUCUGGGUAUUCAAUCCCAUAUUCUGAACUUUUUCCUCUUGUUAAAUCCAUGGCAUGUGGGCUCCACCAAAUGGGGAUUUCUAAGGGUGAUGUUGUAUUGAUUUUCUUACCAAAUUCAAUAUAUUUUCCAAUAAUUUUUCUGGGUAUUGUUUAUCUAGGUGCCAUUGUUACACCCAUGAAUCCUCUGUCUUCUUUCUCUGAGGCAAAAAAACAAACACUUAAUAGUCAUGCAAAAUUAGCCUUUACUCUACCUGAAAAUGCAGAAAAGUUAUCAUCUUUAGGCCUAAAAACCAUUCAAGUUGUUACAAAUGUCCUUAUUAAAGAAACCCAGAAUUUUCCCGAGUUUUCUAACCUCAUUUUUGGUAAAAUUCAUGAAAAGACUCCAUUUUUACCCCCUAAAAUCAACCAAGAUGAUACUGCAGCAAUACUGUAUUCUUCCGGUACGAGUGGUGCAAGCAAAGGUGUUAUGCUUACACACAGAAAUCUUAUUGCAACAUUGGAGUUAUUUGUAAGAUUUGAAGCAUCACAAUAUAAAGAAAUAAUGGAUCAUAAAAGAAAUGUAUAUUUGGCUGUUAUGCCAAUGUUUCAUGUUUAUGGGCUUGCAUUAUUUGGAGUUGGUUUGAUUUCAUUGGGAACUAGUAUAGUUGUGAUGACAAAAUUUGAUAUAAAUGAGGUUGUUAAAGUGAUUGAUAAGUUUAAGGUAACACAUUUUCCUCUUGUUCCACCUAUUUUGGGAGCAUUGACAGCAAAAGCUAGGAGUUUAGGUGGUGUUUUUGGGGUUAGUCAGUUGUGCAGUUUGAAGCAGGUUUCUUGCGGUGCUGCCCCUUUAACUACUAAAAUUCUUGCUGAUUUCUUGCACACUUUUCCUACUGUUGAUUUUAUUCAGGGUUAUGGCAUGACUGAGACAACAGCUGUAGGAACUCGUGGAUUCAAUGCACCAGGAAAAACUCACAAGUACACUUCAAUAGGCCUCUUGGCUCCAAAUAUGGAAGCAAAAGUGGUUAAUUGCAGUACAGGUUCAUGCAUGCCACCCGGGAAGGCCGGAGAACUGUUGCUGCGCGGUCCUGGUAUCAUGAAAGGAUAUUUCAACAACGCAGAGGCUACAAGACAAACAAUCGACGAAAAUGGUUGGCUGCUUACUGGGGACAUAGUGUAUUUUGACAAUGAUGGUUACAUAUACGUUAUUGAUCGGUUGAAGGAUAUCAUCAAGUAUAAGGGCUUCCAGAUUGCUCCUGCUGAUCUUGAAACUAUACUGGUGUCUCAUCCUGAAAUAGCUGAUGUUGCCGUUACUGGUGUUGCUGAUGACAAAGCUGGGGAGAUACCGGUAGCGUUUGUCGUGAAGAAGCCGGGAAGCUUACUGUCUAGGAACGACAUUGUCAAAUACGUUGCAGACAUGGUAGCGCCACACAAGAAAGUGAGAGAAGUGGUGUUUGUGAACUCGAUACCGAAAUCAGUAGCAGGGAAAGUACUAAGGAGAAAUUUGAAAAACUUACUGCCUUCCAACAGUUCCAAGCUCUAGUAUUUCUUAAUUUCUGUAAAUUAGACUGUGAAACUGUGAUCAUUUUUGGUUUUGUGUCAUAUUAUUUGCUUGAUUUAGCUCAAGUGUAAUUUGAUCCUCUUUUGUCAAGAAAACAGUUUCUUGUAUGAUAUUAAUUUACAGAGUAAUCAACAUUUGAUUAGCAAAUUGCGCUAAAAGUUGUACUCCUCACCAAUUUGAUCGACAAAAAUUGCUAAUGCGAAAUUUUGGUAUUAUACUCCGUAUUAUUUCAUAAAAAGUUGAUACUCGAAAAUGACUACUGGCAUAUUUGCUAAUGCAAAAUUUCGGCAUAGGUAUAUUUCAUUUAAUAAAAAGUAGAUAUUUGAAAAACACACAUUAAGACAAUUUUAACAAGUAGUCAUAUGACUAUAUUUAAUCUUAUAUAUAAAUCACAAUCUUUUAUCAAAAUGGUGCGGGAGCAUAGUAAAAAAAAAAAAUAAAAAAAUUCAAGUAAGGGCACUUAAACUAAAACACAGAAUGAGUACACGAUUAAAGCUUCGUAAAGAUAUAAUUGUGUUUUACCGAAACCAUUAUAAUGUCAAAAUACAAUUUGUCUAAGUAAUUUCAAUUCGGGAUCGAACUAAUUAAAAAUAUUUAAAGGUGUAAGACAAACGACAUUGUUGAUUACAUUGCUCACGAGACUAAAAAUUGAGGGUUAAAUUUGUUGGGCAACCUUCCCAAAACAUUGCAAAAUUGUU
This is a messenger RNA of Chenopodium quinoa (quinoa), 2891 nucleotides long. Its product is annotated as 4-coumarate--CoA ligase-like 6. Gene Ontology annotation, biological process: ubiquinone biosynthetic process. The record is from RefSeq and is a predicted model, not a curated record. NCBI's taxonomy places the organism in Eukaryota, Viridiplantae, Streptophyta, Magnoliopsida, Caryophyllales, Amaranthaceae. The transcript is spliced from 6 exons. The coding region runs from base 454 to 2175 and encodes 573 amino acids. Gene Ontology annotation, molecular function: CoA-ligase activity. Gene Ontology annotation, cellular component: peroxisome.